UGCCGCAGAUGUUCGUAGUUUCCUGGGGUUAGCAGGAUACUACAGGAGGUUUAUCGAGGGCUUCUCGAAGAUAGCCCAACCACUGACCAACCUUACGAAGAAGGCCGUGAGGUUCUAUUGGAGUCCUAAGUGUGAAGAGAGUUUCCAGGAGUUGAAGAGGAGACUCACUACCGCGCCUGUCCUAUCCAUACCCGACCCUACUUUGGAGUUCACCAUCUAUAGUGAUGCUUCGAAGAUGGGUUUGGGAUGUGUCGUCAUGCAACAGGGGAAAGUCGUAGCCUAUGCUUCGAGUCAGCUGAAGCCUCACGAGCAGAACUACCCCACUCAUGAUCUCGAGUUAGCUGCUGUCGUUCAUGCCUUAAUGAUUUGGCAGCACUGCCUCUAUGGAGGAAAGUGUGAGAUCUUUACCGACCGCAAGAGCCUAAAGUACAUUUUCACUCAGAACGAGCUGAACAUGCGGCAGCGUAGGUGGUUGGAGCUGGUCAAGGAUUAUGACUGCACCAUUAGCUACAAUCUUGGGAAAGAAAAUGUGGUAGUCGAUGCCCUUAGUCGGAGGAUUUAUGGCCAACUAUCUUGCUUAUUCACCGAGCAAGAUGUUCUUCUUCGGGAGUUCGAGCGACUACAGCUAGAGGCAGUGGAGUCGCCUUCAGCAGCCGGGGGUAUGUUGACCGCCUUGGUUGUGGGACCGACCCUUCGGGAGAAGAUAGUCGCCCAGCAGCCGAAUGACCAUUUUCUGUGCCGGAUGAGAGAGCUGUCGGAAGCCGGUAGAAUUAGUGGAUUGGCAGUCACAUCUGAUAGGGCCUUGGUCUUCGAGGGUAGACUUU
Striga hermonthica is the source of this 824-nucleotide messenger RNA. NCBI's taxonomy places the organism in Eukaryota, Viridiplantae, Streptophyta, Magnoliopsida, Lamiales, Orobanchaceae. The record is from the annotation of a GenBank genome assembly.